CGGGAGGUUGUGUUGUGCAGGAGGGAGGGAGUGAGGAGAACCAGGGAGGGAGUGAGGAGAACCAGGCAAGGCAUGCACCGACCCAAAGCAGCACAGCCGCAGCAAUGAGCAGAAGACUUCACGCCACACCGACCUGACCUGGCCGCCUUUCAAACGCCCGCGGUUCGGUUCGGUUCUCACGGUGCCGACGCUUCUGUCCCCGGGGGAAAGACGAGUGAAACACCCGAAAGAGCGAGCAGCGGGCUCCGAGCGUCUCCUCUGCGGUUCAACACACCGACCAGACAUGGUGGACACUCAGCAGCUCCUGGCUUGGCCUGUUGGUUUCAGCCUGAACACGGUGGACCUGCCAGAGCUGGACGACAGCUCCCACUGCCUUGACAUGAAACAUUUGUCAACAUCAGACUACGCCUCCAUUUCCUCCUCCUCCAUCCCUUCUUCCUUGUCCCCCCCACUCGUGUCCUCCAUCUCAUCCGCUGGUGUGGCCUAUGACAUCAGCCCAUCGCUGAGUGAGGAACACCUGACCAACAUGGACUACACAAACAUGCACAGCUACAGGACAGAACUGGACACACACAAUUCAAUCAAGUUGGAACCAGAGUCGCCUCCGCAGUACGCUGACAGUCCCGUCUUCUCCAAGUUUCCAGACGAUACGUCAGCAACCCCGUUAAACAUCGAGUGUCGAGUGUGUGGGGACAAAGCCUCAGGGUUUCAUUAUGGCGUCCACGCCUGUGAGGGCUGUAAGGGUUUCUUCAGACGGACCAUCAGGCUAAAGUUGGUGUACGAUCACUGUGAUCUUCACUGUCGCAUUCACAAAAAGUCCCGUAACAAAUGCCAAUACUGUCGUUUUCAGAAGUGCCUUAAUGUUGGCAUGUCACACAACGCCAUUCGUUUUGGCCGGAUGCCCCAGGCGGAGAAGGAGAAACUACUGGCCGAAUUCUCGUCUGACAUGGAGCAUUUGCACCCGGAGGCAGCAGAUCUGAGGGCUCUGGCCCGGCAUCUGUACGAAGCCUAUCUAAAAUAUUUCCCCCUUACCAAGGCCAAGGCCAGGGCCAUCCUCUCUGGGAAGACAGGAGAAAAAGUGCCUUUUGUCAUUCAUGACAUGAAGUCUUUAAUGGAAGGAGAACAGUUUAUUAACUGUAGGCAGAUACCCACCACAGACCACCAGCAGCAGCAGCAGCAGAUCUCCACAGUUACAUCCGGGCACGGACUUUCAGGAAUCCCAGGAGCUCACUCAGGGUCAGACUGCGGCGCUUUGGGAACAAACUUCAUUGGACAAACACCCGACAUGGUCGAGCUGCGGUUCUUCCACAGCUGUCAGUCACGCUCUGCAGAAGCAGUGAGAGAAGUGACAGAGUUUGCAAAGAGUAUCCCGGGUUUCAUCGAUCUGGACCUCAACGAUCAAGUAACAUUGCUGAAGUACGGUGUGAUCGAAGUCUUAAUCAUUAUGAUGUCGCCUCUGAUGAACAAAGACGGCACCCUGAUCUCUUACGGACAGAUUUUUAUGACGCGGGAGUUCCUCAAGAGUCUCCGAAAGCCUUUUUGUCAAAUGAUGGAACCAAAGUUUGAGUUYUCUGUCAAGUUUAACCUGCUGGAGCUGGACGACAGCGACAUGGCGCUCUUCCUGGCUGUUAUUAUUCUCAGCGGGGACCGACCCGGCCUGCUGAACGUGAAGCCCAUCGAGCAGCUCCAGGAGACCGUGCUUCAUUCGCUGGAGCUGCAGCUGAAGCUGAGCCACCCGGACUCCCUGCAGCUGUUCGCCAAGCUGCUCCAGAAGAUGACGGACCUGCGUCAGAUCGUCACCGACCACGUCCACCUCAUCGAGCUGCUGAAGAAGACCGAGKUGGACAUGUUCUUGCACCCCCUGCUGCAGGAGAUCAUGAAGGACUUGUAUUAGAACUGAAAAGAGGACAAGUGCAGAAACGUGAAGAAACAAAAAAAAAAGAAGAAGAAGAAGAAGAAGAGAAAAGUUCAAAGACGUGAAUUGAGGGGAAUUGAUUAAAUGAGCACUGGUUGUCUGUGUAAAGAGAAAUUCAUCCAGAAAGUCUGAGUGAGUGAAACUGAGAAUAAGAUGAGGGAAGAACCAAGAGAAAAAUCAAGAAAAGAAAUACAGAACUGGUUUUCUAGACAGUCUGCAUGUUUAUGAGUUGUGAUGCACAGUCAGCUGGACUAUACGUUAUGAGUUGUCAACUUAAAUGUGAAAUUAGCUCCAACAAUAAGGAAGACUGAUGACUAGAUGAAAAAGAGGRARCUAUCCAAUGUAAAAUGACAGAUGCUUCAACACAGGCAGCUUUACGUGCCUUAGAAAUWUAUUUCACACCAUGUCCUAUGCAGUCUUGUUUUUUGUUCUUUUCUUGWGCAGCUUAUCAAAACAUUUCAUUACAGGCAGCAGCAGUGUGUACGUGCAUCAGUACCGCCGUAAACACGCACAAAACUAUGCACACUCGUUUUUACUGUUUCAGGAUCAAGGUGACGGUGUUAUCUCGUUUUAAUCAGCUUAACUUCCAAAACAGAAAUCAGAUUAGUGCCUCGUAACUUAUUCUAGUCUCACACACUUGUGAGAAAACUGUGAGAAAGUGUGGAGCCAAAAAAAAAAGCACAAAUGUCCGAGUUAUCUCGUCAAUGACAAUCAAAGCUGCAUUUGUCGUACUUUUCCUGUAUGAUCUGAUGUUUAGCUCUUUUGAACUGAUUGUUUUUUUUAAUAUACAGUAUAUAUUAUACAUAUAAAUGUAUGAUAUGUAAUCAACUCUUUUGUUUCUGUUUGUAUAAAAUUGUUCAGCUGAACUCGCCUUUGAGCCUUAGUUUUAUUCCAGAUUCAGCAAAAUUGGUUGAGUUCUAAUUUGUACUGUGAAAGUGUUUGUGUCUGCGGAGGGCCGAGCAGACAAACAGGCUGGAUUGAGACCAAUGAGGGAUAAAGAAGAAGAAAUUCAUUGUAAAUAAAUUGUUUUGUAACUUU
This is a messenger RNA of Austrofundulus limnaeus, 2953 nucleotides long. RefSeq names its product peroxisome proliferator-activated receptor gamma (gene pparg). Gene Ontology annotation, biological process: hormone-mediated signaling pathway; negative regulation of transcription by RNA polymerase II; negative regulation of cholesterol storage. Gene Ontology annotation, cellular component: nucleus. NCBI's taxonomy places the organism in Eukaryota, Metazoa, Chordata, Actinopteri, Cyprinodontiformes, Rivulidae. The transcript is spliced from 9 exons. The record is from RefSeq and is a predicted model, not a curated record. Gene Ontology annotation, molecular function: DNA-binding transcription repressor activity, RNA polymerase II-specific; RNA polymerase II cis-regulatory region sequence-specific DNA binding; zinc ion binding. The coding region runs from base 284 to 1894 and encodes 536 amino acids.